Messenger RNA from Diorhabda carinulata, 4719 nucleotides. It is a transcript of the gene Fs(2)Ket, whose product is annotated as importin subunit beta-1. Lineage: Eukaryota; Metazoa; Arthropoda; Insecta; Coleoptera; Chrysomelidae. The record is from RefSeq and is a predicted model, not a curated record. Gene Ontology annotation, molecular function: nuclear import signal receptor activity; small GTPase binding. The coding region runs from base 360 to 3029 and encodes 889 amino acids. Gene Ontology annotation, biological process: protein import into nucleus. Gene Ontology annotation, cellular component: cytoplasm; nucleus. The transcript is spliced from 8 exons.
AACGGGAAUGUACUUUGUGACGUUAUUAUGUCAUCAACUUCAUAUUCCCGCUAUCGUAGAUUAAGUGGGUUUAUAAAGAAGAUAUUCGUCGUUUACUAAUUGAUAAUCGUUUUAAUAUUGUGAAUUCAUUUGUGAAGAAUCAUAACUUUAAAAAUCCGUAGAUUUUUUUCAAUUUUAAAAUAUAUAAUAAAAAAAUUAUUUCAAAGUGACAUUUGACAAGUCUUUUUGACAGAAAGGAGCAAUUUGCCUAGAUUGCCGUGAAAUUACAUGUGGUGUAGAACCGUUUUGUGAAGCCGGUUAAUUUUGUAAGACAAAAAAAGAGAAUUCGUGGCUUUUGAUAGUUCGUAAAAGAUAUCAAAAUGCACCAAGAAACGUUACAACUCAUCCAGAUAUUAGAAAAAACAGUUUCUCCAGACAAAAAUGAACUCGAACAAGCAUCGUCUUUCCUUGAACAAGCAUCGGCAACGAAUUUAUUAGGAUUUAUAAAGACUUUAUCAGAUAUUUUAAGACAUGGCGGAAACAGUCCCGUCGCUCGUAUGGCGGCGGGUUUACAACUAAAAAAUCAACUAACCUCGAAAGAUCCUUCUAUAAAAAUAACUUAUCAACAGCGUUGGUUAGCUUUCCCGGAAGACAUUAGAGAUUAUAUAAAGAAGAAUGUCGUGGGUGCGCUGGGUACUGAAACUAACAGACCGUCUUCGGCGGCUCAAUGUGUAGCGUAUAUAGCGGUGGCGGAAUUACCACAAAGACAAUGGCCGGAUUUAAUAGCGAACUUGGUAAGCAACGUCUGCCAAGGCAAUUCGACGGAAAUGCAAAAAGAAGCUACAUUAGAAGCUAUAGGUUACAUAUGUCAAGAAAUCGAUUCGGACGUAUUAGUAUCCCAAUCUAACGAUAUACUAACCGCCAUAGUACACGGAAUGCGAGCCUCGGAACCAAGUAAUCACGUACGUUUAGCCGCUACUCAAGCCCUACUAAAUUCCUUGGAAUUUACAAAAGCUAAUUUCGAUCAACCGACCGAAAGGAAUUACAUUAUGGAAGUAGUUUGCGAAGCGACCCAAUCUCCGGAUUCCCAAAUCAAAGUGGCCGCUCUACAAUGUUUAGUUAAAAUUAUGUCUUUGUAUUAUCAACAUAUGGAAACUUAUAUGGCGCCGGCGCUUUUCCCCAUCACCUUGGAAGCCAUGAAAUCCGAAAACGAUGCCGUAGCUCUACAGGGUAUUGAAUUUUGGUCGAACGUCAGCGACGAAGAAGUUGAUUUAGCCAUCGAGGAUACUGAAGCUACCGAAGCCGGACGACCGCCUACAAGAUCUUCGAGGCAUUACGCCAAAGGUGCUCUGCAAUAUAUAGUUCCGAUACUUUUACAAAAAUUAACCAAACAAGAGGAACUGGAUGAUGAGGACGAUUGGAAUCCUAGUAAAGCUGCCGGGGUGUGUCUGAUGCUUCUAUCUACUUGUUGCGAAGAUGAAAUAGUACCGCACGUUUUGCCUUUUAUUAAAGAAAAUAUCAAAUCUAGUAAUUGGCGUUUCCGUGAUGCUUCUCUGAUGGCGUUCGGCUCCAUUCUGGGCGGAUUAGAAAGCAACACUUUGAGGCCCCUCGUAGAACAAGCAAUGUCGACAUUAAUAGACCUGAUGUACGACAGCAACGUCAUCGUGCGAGAUACAGCGGCUUGGACUUUUGGUAGAAUAUGCGAAAUCAUCCCCGAAGCGGCUUUGAAUGAAAACUUUUUGAAACCGUUACUUGAAAGUUUGAUUACCGGUUUGAAAGCUGAACCGCGCGUAGCGGCCAACGUAUGUUGGGCGUUUUCGGGACUAGCGGAAGCCGCUUACGAAAGCGCUGAUUGUAUAGAAGAAUCCGGUACACCGGAAACUUACGUCUUGUCGCAAUAUUUCGAAUUCAUAAUACAGAGAUUAUUGGAAACGACAGAUAGACCGGACGGUGCACAAGCUAAUUUACGUCCUGCAGCUUACGAAGCCCUAAUGGAAAUGGUUAAAAAUUCCCCGAAAGAUUGUUACGUUACCGUACAAAAAACCACCAUGGUGAUUUUGGACAGGUUGCAACAAGUAUUGCAAAUGGAAACUCACAUCAACAGUCAUAACGACAGAUCUCAAUUCAACGAUCUCCAAAGUCUUUUGUGCGGUACCCUUCAAUCGGUACUUAGGAAAGUCACUCCUGAAGACGCUCCCCAUAUAUCCGAUGCCAUUAUGACCGCUAUGUUGACCAUGUUCAAUUCUAAUUCCUGCAAAAGCGGUGGUGUACAAGAAGACGCUUUGAUGGCGGUAUCAACAUUAGUGGAAGUCCUAGGGGAAAAUUUCAUAAAAUACAUGGACGCCUUCAAACCGUUCCUCUAUCUCGGUCUAAAGAACCACCAAGAAUACCAAGUGUGCGGUACCGCAGUCGGUUUAACCGGCGACAUAUUCAGAGCGUUGAAAUUGAAAAUAUUACCGUACUGCGACGAAAUAAUGACCAUCCUAUUGGAAAAUCUCCGAGACCAAUCUGUCCACCGUAGCGUAAAACCCCAGAUACUAUCCGUAUUCGGCGACAUCGGACUCAGCAUCGGUUCCGAAUUCAAGAAAUAUUUGGACGUCGUUUUAUCGACGUUGGCGCAAGCUUCCCAAGCCCAAGUCGAUCGCACCGAUUUCGAUAUGAUCGAAUAUCUGAACGAGUUGCGGGAAGGGGUGUUGGACGCCUACACCGGCAUAUUGCAGGGCUUGAAAGGGGACGGACCGACGCCCAAUCCCGAAGUUAUGAUACUCGAACCGCACAUUCCGUUUAUCGUUCAAUUUAUAACUGUGGUAGCUCAGGAUAGCGAACAUUCCGAUGGUACUGUCGCCGUUGCCGCCGGUAUGGUCGGGGAUUUGUGUACGGCCUUCGGGGCGCCUAUGGUUCAGUUAUUGGAUCUGGAACCGAUUAAUGAUAUGUUGUCGCAAGGUAGACGUAGCAGGGUUAACAGGACUAAGACGUUGGCCAAUUGGGCCUGCAAGGAAAUGAGGAAACUUAAGGUCGCCGCUACUACGGCGGCUGCCGCUAGCUGGUGAGUCGGAAUUUCUUGUUUUUCUUUUUAUCUCCGACCGUCAUUUGGAAACAUUUUGAAUUUUGAACUUUUUUAUCCUUGAUCCUUGAUCUUUCUUCGGCAUUAGUUUUAGAAUAUUGAAAUAUUUAUCCAUUUUCGACAGUUAUUUUAGUAUUUUUAAUGUUUUUGAUUCUUUUCCAACAAUAAUUUUGUGAAUUUCUUCUUUUUCAAUACCUUUUCAACUGACAUUUUCAAAAUUUUGUGUUUUUUAUCCCUUUUUAACCAUAAUUUUGGAAAUUUUACUUUUUCAAAUCCUUUUCCAAUCGUAAUUUUCAAAAUUCUAUAUUUUUUACCCAUUUUUGACAGUAAUUUCGAAAAUGUCUACAUAUUUUGUCCUUUUUUAACAGUAAUUUUGUGAAUUUCAUCAUUUUUGAUCCUUUUUCAUCAGCAAUUUUAUAAAUGUCAUCCCCGUUCAACAUAUAUAUUAUGAAUUUCAUACAUUUUAAACAGUAACUUUCAUUUUUUAUAUUUUUUAUCCUUUUUUCACAACAAUUUUGAAAAUUGCAUACCUUUUGUCCCCUUCCACCAGUAAUUUUAAAAAUUUCAUCUUCUUUUAUCCUUCUUCAACCAUAAGUUUCAAAAAUUUUCCUUUUCAGAGGUAAUUUUGUAAAAUUCUAUAUUUUUUGGUAUUUAUAAUAAAAAAAAGGACUCGCAGUAUCUUAACAACGCCCUAAAAUCUUUUUUUCAUCGCAAUUUUGAUAAAGAAAACACUUGUAUAAGAAUUUAUGGUGAUUUUGGGAAGAAUCUGUUUUCAAUUUAACACGUUCCCUGCCAACUGUAUUUAUAAGUCAAAGUUUCCCUGUAUACAUACAGCUCUUUUUUCUUUUAAGUGUAGUUUAAAAUUUGGGGGUACUUGGACCUUAUCAUUUUAUCAUCUAUAAAGCGAAACAGUCUUGAAAAAAGCUGCCAUCUAAUAUGAUUGGUUAACCCUUAUUCAAUUUAACACGUUCACUGCAAUGAGCAAGCGAAAUGACGUUUCUCUCAUAAUUCUUGUUUAUUUUGGGAAAAGAACUGAUUUAAAUUGUUUAACACGUUCACUGCCUUGAGCUUGAGGGUAGUAAUAAUUCGAAUUGUUACAAACUUGUUUUUUAAUUAUUUGAUAUUAAAAAAAGUGAAAUUGGACAAAUAUCCAUAGUGUGAUGUCGUUUUCCGUUGCAGAUUUUUCUUGGUCGCUUAGAAACAACAAAGAGAAUUUCUACAUCAUCCUCAAAAAAAUCCAAAAAAUUCUCAUGUCGAUGUAUAUUCAAAAUUUUCAAAAAUUGGUAUAAAUAUUGUUCAAUUUAAAUCCGUGACAAUUGCGUUGCUAAACUCAGGUAUAAUAUUAAUUAAAAAAACAAAAAUUGAGAAAGAAAGUAUCGAUCAACAUGGGAGUUUUUCAUAAUAUUCAGAUUAAUUGAUACUGAUUGAUCAUCUACAUGUGUGCUGUGCUAUAGAAGAAACAACUAAGGAAAACUGUACACGGUGAUAUAUAUAAUUUUAAAUAGCAAAAAAAUGAACGCUUUGUAUAUAGUGUCUGUUCUAGUGCGCGUCGGCAGACUUUUCAGCUCAAGACUGAUGAAAAAAAAAGUGAUGACAUUUCAGUAUCACUUGGUGCGUCAGUUCAUCAUUUUUAAGUAAUGUAACUUGAUAAAAAUAAAGAAUCUUUUCUAUAUUUA